Pelobates cultripes (western spadefoot toad) is the source of this 549-nucleotide messenger RNA. The record is from the annotation of a GenBank genome assembly. NCBI's taxonomy places the organism in Eukaryota, Metazoa, Chordata, Amphibia, Anura, Pelobatidae.
AAGGAUUAUGGGAGAUGUAGUCUUAGUCUGCAUGAGGAACGCAAGGCAAGAGAGAGGGAGCUGGAAACCCUCAUUGUCUCCAAGAAGGAUUAUGGGAGAUGUAGUCUUAGUCUGCAUGAGGAACACAAGGCAAGAGGGAGGGAGCUGGAAACCCUCAUUGUCUCCAAGAAGGAUUAUGGGAGAUGUAGUCUUAGUCUGCAUGAGGAACGCAAGGCAAGAGAGAGGGAGCUGGAAACCCUCAUUGUCUCCAAGAAGGAUUAUGGGAGAUGUAGUCUUAGUCUGCAUGAGGAACGCAAGGCAAGAGAGAGGGAGCUGGAAACCCUCAUUGUCUCCAAGAAGGAUUAUGGGAGAUGUAGUCUUAGUCUGCAUGAGGAACGCAAGGCAAGAGAGAGGGAGCUGGAAACCCUCAUUGUCUCCAAGAAGGAUUAUGGGAGAUGUAGUCUUAGUCUGCAUGGGGAACACAAGGCAAGAGAGAGGGAGCUGGAAACCCUCAUUGUCUCCAAGAAGGAUUAUGGGAGAUGUAGUCUUAGUCUGCAUGGGGAACACAAG